Molecule: messenger RNA, 1791 nt
Organism: Choloepus didactylus (southern two-toed sloth)
Lineage: Eukaryota; Metazoa; Chordata; Mammalia; Pilosa; Megalonychidae
Gene: PSMB9
Product: proteasome 20S subunit beta 9
Exons: 6
Coding region: 474-1064 (196 amino acids)
Cellular component (GO): proteasome core complex
Molecular function (GO): threonine-type endopeptidase activity
Source: RefSeq, a predicted model, not a curated record
UGCAGCAGCCGGGUGCUGCCACCAUCCCUGGGGACUCCCCACAAGCCCAGCGCUCGGCACGAGGCAAGUCCCGGCAGGGCCAAACCCAGCGCCGCCGCCAGUGGCUCCAAAGCUGCCAGCCAGCUCUGGACUCCUGCACUUCCGCUAGUGGAGACCGUGGCCCUGAGGACCCCGCGGGCCCCCAGCCACAGAACGGCCCAGCGGCUCAAGCCCACCACCCAGACCCGCAGCAGCGCCGUGGGAAACAGCAGAGAGAAUAUCCCGGGCAGCGCGGGCCGGAGCAGCAGCCAGUCGGCGAGAAGCAGCAGCGUCACCCCCAGCCAAGCGCAGGAGGCCCGGCAGAGGCAGAGGCACCCGCGGGGAGCCGGGGACCCUGAGCCGGCCAUUGGCGCGCGGGCCCUGGCCGGGGUUCCUUCCCGGAGCUUGUGGGUCCUAGGCGCGUCUGUGACCGAGCUGGCGCCGAGACAACCAUCAUGGCAGUGGAGUUUGACGGGGGCGUUGUGGUGGGUUCUGAUUCUCGGGUGUCUGCAGGAGAGGCAGUGGUGAACCGAGUGUUUGACAAGCUGGCCCCCCUACACCAGCACAUCUACUGUGCACUCUCUGGCUCAGCUGCUGAUGCCCAGGCCAUGGCAGACAUGGCCUCCUACCAGCUGGAACUCCAUGGGAUGGAGCUGGAAGAAUCGCCUCUGGUUCUGGCUGCUGCGAAUGUGGUGAAGAACAUCACCUAUAAACACCGGGAGGACCUGUCUGCUCAUCUCAUGGUAGCUGGCUGGGACCAACGUGAAGGGGGACAGGUUUAUGGAACCCUGGGAGGAAUGUUGAUUCGACAGCCCUUUGCCAUUGGUGGCUCUGGCAGCACCUAUGUCUACGGUUAUGUGGACGCAGCGUAUAAACCAGGCAUGUCCCCUGAGGAGUGCAGACGCUUCACUACAGAUGCUAUCGCUUUGGCCAUGGGCCGGGAUGGCUCCAGUGGGGGUGUCAUCUACCUGGUCACUAUCACAGCUGCUGGUGUGGACCAUCGAGUAAUCUUAGGCAAUGAGCUGCCGAAGUUCUAUGAUGAGUGAAUCUACUCAGAUGUUCCUUCCUUAUUUUAUGAUAAACACUCUGAGACCAGAACCUGGAAUGGUCAACAGGAAAUGGGUAGUCAACCAGAGGAAGCUUGUUAGGAGGGAGCGUCUUCCCUCCCAGAUGCCAGCAUACUCUUUUUGCUCUUUUGUCCCCACGUCUAAAGAUCCUAUCCAGAAGAAGGGGGUUGGGGAUGGGGUGGGGGACAGUACAAGAACUGGAAAGAGCCCUGUACAUGACCUGUACAUGACAGGUCAUCAGGUACUGAGUGAUUUUUGAACUAUUAGGAGCAAUAAAAACUCCUUCUGAUGCCUGAGGGUACAAGUGAAGAGUUGGAACUCAUUCUUUUAAGGGCUAAGACUGAUGAGUAGACAAGACAACUACACAGAGGAGUAUCAGCUAAGAGCACCAGCAAAUUCACAUACAGAAUUCCCUUCAUAACCCAUUAAUUCACAUGAAGGAUGAAUACAUGGUAAAUACUUGAAUAUUUGGGGGACACUUGGGAAUUUCAAAUACUACUAACAAUAACAACAAAAGAGCUAUGUUUACUGAGCCAGGUAUUUGCUAAGCACUUUAUAAACAUUAGCUCUUUGAAUCCAAACAAAAAACCCUAUAUAGGUAUUAUUAUUAUUAUUUUCUUUAUUAGAGAAAUUGAGGGUUUACAAAACAAUCACGUAAAAUCCAGGAUUCCCAUACACCACUCCACCACCUUGCAUUGAUGUGGAA